Prunus armeniaca (apricot) is the source of this 177-nucleotide messenger RNA. The record is from the annotation of a GenBank genome assembly. NCBI's taxonomy places the organism in Eukaryota, Viridiplantae, Streptophyta, Magnoliopsida, Rosales, Rosaceae.
AUGGAGCACACUUCAUUGGACUCAACAGAUGGUUUUCUUUCUAAUGAGGACUUCCAGAGGAUUAAGGAAUUAAAGGCAAAGAAGGAUACCACAUUUGCUUUGACUCAGCAUGGAUUGUUGAAAAAGGGUGCAGAUCCAAAUCACCAGGAUUCAGGAUUCCCAAUUCGGAUGAACUGA